Messenger RNA from Chionomys nivalis (European snow vole), 678 nucleotides. Its product is annotated as paired immunoglobulin-like type 2 receptor beta-2. Gene Ontology annotation, molecular function: MHC class I protein binding. The record is from RefSeq and is a predicted model, not a curated record. NCBI's taxonomy places the organism in Eukaryota, Metazoa, Chordata, Mammalia, Rodentia, Cricetidae. The coding region runs from base 1 to 678 and encodes 225 amino acids. The transcript is spliced from 4 exons.
AUGGCUCUGCUGAUCUCACUUCCUGGAGAGAAUCAGGCCAUGGCUUGGAUCCUGUUUCUGCUGCUGCCAGAAUUAUGCCUGCAAGCUGGUAACUCAGCAGGAUCCAACAGAGUAAAUUACUUUGGUGUCAACCAACCAGCACUCCUCUCUGGUGUCCAGGGCGGCUCCAUCGAGAUUCCCUUCCCCUUCUACUUCCCCUGGGAGUUGGCAAAGGAUCCACAGAUGUGGAUUCUCUGGAGAUGGAAGCACUUCCAUGGGGAAUAUAUCUACAACUCCUCCUCAGGUUUCAUACAUAAGCAUUUUAAGAACAGGUUCAUCCUGAACUGGACACAGCCUCAGACAUCCGGAGUCCUCAGAAUCCUGCACUUGAAGGGGAAGGACCAGACAAUGUACUUCUGCCGAGUUCGUCUGAAAACGAUAAAAGGCAUGGAGACAGUGCAGUCUAUUGAUGGGACCCAAAUCACCAUCACUCGUGCAGUCAGCACCACCAUGCAGAGCCCCUCCAUUGUUACCUCUGCAGUCACCACAGCUGGACUGGAGGACACAGAGGGCCAGAGGAAUCCUUCACUUGUGAACCUAGGAGCCAUUAUUGGGGUGGUGGUGGCCACGGCUGUGCUCAUAACCCCCGUCUAUGUGAUGCUGAUCUUCCUCUGGUGGAAGAAAAGGCCAGCAGACUAA